Messenger RNA from Juglans microcarpa x Juglans regia, 825 nucleotides. RefSeq lists its product as uncharacterized. Bases 1 to 825 code for a protein of 274 amino acids. Lineage: Eukaryota; Viridiplantae; Streptophyta; Magnoliopsida; Fagales; Juglandaceae. The transcript has a single exon. The record is from RefSeq and is a predicted model, not a curated record.
AUGAGAGAUCAUUCUAAGAGUCCUCAUUUUCAAAACCAAGAAGAAGAAGCAGCAGAAGAGGCGCUCGCCCUUUGCCACCUUCCAGUCGAUGAUAACAACAACGAGAAUGAUAAUCAGCACAAUUGUUGCAACAACGAUUCCAAAUGCUUGUCCAACCACAAUCCACGAUCACGCUCUGAGCCCCCCGAUAUCUUCGAGUUCUUCAGCGACUUCAGCUCCGAUAUGUGUCCAGCCGACGACAUCUUCUUCUGCGGAAAACUCGUGCCCUUUGAAGGAAAAUCUCCUCCCACUCAUGAUCAAACCCCCAAAACAUCAGCCACCGACGAAAACCAAACAAGAAAAACGCAUUGUCGCCGAAGAUGCGAGUCAUUAUCCAAGCUACAAAGCCCCGUAACUGGAUUCAACACUAGUAUAGCUAGCACUACUAAGCUCAUGAGGAACAGCCGCUCUUUGGAUUAUAGAAAGCUCCACCCGAGUUCCAUUUCCAUGAUCUCCACGGCACCGGAAAUAGAGCGAAACCCAUCCGUAAGGAGCGUUGGAAAGUAUGAUAUAGCGCUUAAAAAGGCGGCGAAGCCUCGUUGGUACUUGUUGAUGUUUGGAAUGGUGAAGUUUCCACCGGAGAUGGAACUUAGUGAUAUAAAGAAUCGACAGGUUCGGCGGAACGCUCCUUCGACGCUGUUUCCUCCACCGCUUGAUUUUAACAGGAAUCUGCCGGUGAGCCGGAGCUCUUCCACUAAGGGGUCUUGGAGGUUUCUUAGAGCAUUGAGCUGCAAGGACCAUGCAAGUGUGACGGUAACGGCGUCGUUUUGCUUUCCAGAUGAGUGA